AUGGAAGCGGCGGACGAGCUCGGCCUGGGCCUCUCGCCGGGCUUCAAGUUCAACCCUGAAGACGAGGAGCUGGUGGAGUACUUCCUGCUCCCACGGCUCCUGGGCCAGAAGCUCCCGCUAGAAGGCAUGAUCUACGAGGACGAUCCGUUGCGCGCGCCGCCGUGGAAGCUCCUGAGCGAUCACGGGCGCAAGGGCGAGGCCUUCUUCUUCGCGGCCGGGCACGCGAUCCACGGCGGCAGCAGCCGGCGGCAGAAGCGCACCUGCGAGGGCGGCGGGUGCUGGGAGGGCCAGGGCCAGAAAGGCCGCAAGGACGGCAACGGCGACACCAACAACAAGCUACGCGUCGUCGACUCCGAGAGCUGCGGCGCCAUGGAGGUCGAGUGGAAGAAGUACAUGCUCAACUUCCACAUCGACGGCGAGGAGGGCAGCACGGGGUGGGUCAUGCACGAGUACGUGGUCACCGCGCCCGCCUGCCUGGUCUCGCCGACGUCCAUCAGGGCGUACCGGAUUCGGCUCAGCGGACACGGCAAGAAGCGCAAGAGGGAGGCUGAAGAUUAUUGCGGCGGCGCCGACGAAGACGGUGGACUGGCGCGCGCCGCGGCCCGGCAAGCCCGAACAGAGGAGCCCGAUCUUGCUGUCCAGGAUCACAUUUCGGGGGCUUCGAGCUUUGUUUUCCCCGAUCAAGAUUCGUCCCAGGUGGUGACCGACGACCAGCCGCUGCAGGUGGAUUCUUUUUUCGAAGGCCUCUUCGUGCCCGACGUGUCGUGGUUCGAGCCAGGCGCAGACCUCGGAUCGUUAUAG
This is a messenger RNA of Brachypodium distachyon (stiff brome), 801 nucleotides long. Its product is annotated as NAC domain-containing protein 83-like. Gene Ontology annotation, molecular function: DNA binding. Gene Ontology annotation, biological process: regulation of DNA-templated transcription. The record is from RefSeq and is a predicted model, not a curated record. NCBI's taxonomy places the organism in Eukaryota, Viridiplantae, Streptophyta, Magnoliopsida, Poales, Poaceae. The coding region runs from base 1 to 801 and encodes 266 amino acids. The transcript has a single exon.